UCCAGUUAGAGAAUAUACAGCAGCACUUCCUAUAAUAUUGAAAAAUGUUUUUAAAGGUCUAACCGCUAGAACGAGAGCUGCAGAGAGGCUGGGUUCUUCACAUGCAUGACAGUGAGACUCAAACGUCGACUAGAGAACUGUCACACACGGCUCUGCGAACAUAAGUCAGUUGAGGACGGGAAGAGAAAAAUAGGAAAGCCGAUUGUUUUUCUUUUUAAAACAGUAUUGAGGCUCACUAUUCGAUCUAAUCUAUCGUCUUUGUUGUUUUAGUGAGGCAAAGUCGCAGUGCGUAAAUGAGAUUUAAAAAAAACAUAUAUUUUUUGAAACAAUAACAGAGGGAGCGAUGCAUUUUUUCAACGUGUCCAACACACAGCUGUAGUUUUUUUUAACGAGCGAGGAAUGCUAUCUGAGCUCGCGCAUCAAUGUUUCACUGGGGCAAGUGGAAGAAGAGGAUGGGCGCGAAUAGUUCUUCUAAGAGACCGGUCUACGAUGAAAAGGAAGAUGUAACCUUUGACCACUUCCAGAUUCUCCGGGCCAUUGGGAAGGGAAGCUUCGGAAAGGUGUGCAUUGUGCAGAAGAGGGACACAGAGAAGAUGUACGCCAUGAAGUACAUGAACAAACAGCAGUGCAUAGAGAGAGACGAGGUCCGAAACGUCUUUAGAGAGCUAGAGAUCCUACAGGAAAUUGAACAUGUUUUUUUAGUAAACCUCUGGUACUCGUUCCAGGACGAGGAGGACAUGUUCAUGGUGGUGGAUCUGCUGCUGGGAGGGGACCUGCGCUACCACCUCCAACAGAACGUCCAUUUCAAUGAGGACGCUGUCAAACUCUACCUGUGUGAGAUGACCCUGGCACUGGACUACCUGCAGAGCCAGCACAUCAUCCACAGGGAUAUCAAACCAGACAACAUCUUGUUAGAUGAGCAAGGCCACGCCCACCUGACAGACUUCAACGUUGCUACAAUAAUCAAGGAUGGGGAGAGGGCCACGGCCUUAGCUGGAACCAAGCCCUACAUGGCCCCAGAGAUCUUCCAGUCCUUUGUGAGCGGGGGGGUGGGUUAUGCCUUUGAGGUGGAUUGGUGGUCACUCGGCGUGACGGUUUUUGAGGUGCUGCGUGGAUGGAGGCCCUAUGAGAUCCAUGCCAGUAACUCAGUGGAGUCUUUAAUGCAGCUCUUCAGUACAGUCAGUGUGCAGUACAACUCCACCUGGCCCAAGGAUCUGGUCCAUCUCAUGAGGAAGCUGCUGACGGUGAACCCAGAGCAUCGUUUCUCCAGCCUGUCUCACAUGCAGACGGCUCCCUACCUCUCUGACAUCAACUGGGACGCUGUGUACGAGAAGAAGAUAGAGGCUGGCUUUGUCCCUAACAAGGGCCGUCUGCAUUGCGACCCCACCUUUGAGCUGGAGGAGAUGAUACUAGAAUCUCGUCCCCUCCACAAGAAGAAGAAGAGGCUGGCCAAAAACAGGUCACGGGAAGCCAGCAAGGAUUCCCAGUCUGAGAACGACUACCUACAGGAGUGCCUUGAAGUCGUGCAGUCAGAGUUCAUGAUCUUCAACCGCGAGAAGUUGAAAAAGAGUCAGGAGGAGGGUGCAGAGGGAGGGGAGUGUGAAGGAGCUGCCGAGGGGGGUGAUGAUGGUGAUGGAGACGGAUCCGGAGAGGCUGAGGGAGGCACAGAGGAUGAGGAUCCCGAACCUGAGUCCUCCUCCAAACUGAGCAUGUGCGGCUCAGUCUGCUCCUCUCCUGGAAGCUCCUAGCACCGCACCGCCACCUGGUGGUCUCACAGGCUGGUGUGUGUGUGUGUGUGUAACCAUGCCUAUAGAUACUUUAACCUCUCUUAUGUAGCCAUGAUGACUGUGGGAACAGGGACGCACAGCAGAACAACAAUACACAGCAGGACACAAAAUGGCUCCCCUAUUUCGUCUUCUGUAGCAUCCAUCGUUAAGGCAUGAAUGGGACUGCAGGUUCCAGAGCGGUCCUGCCCUCCACGCCCCUAGAGUAAGCGCUAACUCUCUUCUAUGCAACGUACAGUAUAGCAUGAAGGUAAGGUAUCAUUACGAGAGGGGAUAACAAGCAGCAGUAGCCGCAGACACAGUACAUGAGCCUGAUGACAUACAGAGCAAUAGGAGCCAGGUUUAAGAGUGUAAGAUAUUUUUUUAGCAGAGCCUCCCUGCUCUUUCAACCUCGACUAGAUGUAGCUCCCACUGCAAACUCACAUGCUGAAUUAUUCAAAUAGAGUUAGGCACUCUUUGUUUUCUUUGCCUGUGUAGCUCUUUCAAUCCCUCUCAUUCUCUCUGUGCACCCUAUUCGGAACUACAAUAGUACUGUUGGGUUACCUUCCCCAAAUGCCUUUCAUUUCAAUGAUAAUAUAUAAUUGUAUCACAAUGCCAAUAUACAGUGUAGUGCACAUAGAAAUAGGAUUACUAUUAUAUUACCAUGUUCUAUGUGAUUCUAUUUCUAAGGUAGUGCAGUGGAUAGAGACUUUAAGAGGUUAAUACUGUUUCCAGUCGCAGAGAGUGAGCCUUAUUAGCAUAUAAUACUGUAUGGGCCAUUAAGGAUAAGGAGGUUUUGCAAGUGUAAAUAAAUCACUAGUUCAAUACUGUAAAACCACUUUAAAUGGUGUUGAUUGUUAAUCAAUAGCCAUUCAUCACACGUAAUUAUAUCAACAUUAUGCAUCAGCAUGCCAGUUUGAUUUUCCUACAGCGUUUACGCUCCUCCACCAAAACAUAUUCCCCUACGGUGUUAGAUUUCCAAAGGCCCUAAGUACAACUGCGGUGUAAAUGGAAGGUUUCCCUCACCAUCGAUCUCUGUGACUGUUGCCAAGAUGCUGUUCUUCUCACACUGUUCCAUUGUGGGCUAUAUGCUCGUACUGCUUUAGUUCUUACCUGUUAAACACAAACCUUGUCACUAACAGGGGAUCAGUCGUUCUAGUCAUUCUAUUUCUAUGGAUCAGAAAUGAUCAACUUCUUUUGAAUAGCUACAUUAUCCUUUAAUAGACAACAAUAGCUAUAACCUAGUGGAAUUUGACAAUUGUCUCUCAAAUAUGAUUGUCUCGAUCAUUUCAUAUAGAAAGUUAUCAUUGGGCAGUGUUUUGAGUUGUGUAGUUGAAACUUUCACCUAGUAGAGACAGUGGUACAUUUAAGGUGGUGCCAUUUACUCUCAGUAUGGGCAUCUGGGACCAUGUAGCAUAGUCCGCCUUAAAACCCUAAGGCCUAACAAAGUAACACGUGUAAAUAGACUAGCCUAACUCUCCACAGUUUUAUGUGGGACUUCUUACUAAAUUAACGUAAAUGUUACUAAAUUAAGAGUUGUAUGAAGCCAAACCUUCAUACAUUGUUGUACUGAUCUUAUUUCCAAGUGUGCAGGCACAACUUGUAGGCACAUAUGCCAAAGCUUUUCUACCAUUUGCAUAGCCAUUUCUUAGGAACUUUGAGUGUGUGAAUGUAUGUUUCCUCUCUGUUGUGCAUAGAACCACUGUUCCUUCAGCAAGUGAAAAUACUAUCAUUUGUAUACAACCAUUUUAUUGUGAUUAUAGAUAAAUGAAUGUUUUUUGGGAGGAAUUAAAUAGUAUUUAAUUAUAUAAUAAAAAAUCAAGAUCCCUCUUAAAGGUGAGGUGGGAAAAAAUGCAGUUUUCCUAUAAAAAUAAGCGCAUUAACUACGGCGAUAGCGUCUCGAACCCUGCAUGUACCUCUAUUCAAGGUUUUAUUCAGAUUUUGUAGGAGAGCCAAAUGCUAGGGUUUGCAUGGCUUACAAGUAUCUGCACAUGCAAGCUUCGGCCAUAGAGAUGGAUAGAGAUCUUUACUUGGCAAUAAUCUGUUUUUUCAUGGACAUUGCUAUUGAGGGCUUCCUCAAUUUUAAAGUAGUCAGUAGGGAUUCCUAUGCUUGGGAGCCAAAAGUUAAUAAUCAGAGCAUUUGCUUCUACUUCAAAUUGGAUUACCUGGUUGGUAAAUGGCUUUAAUUAAACUGUACCAAUGCCAUUAGUGGCCACAAUAAAUAAAUUACACACAAGAUUUGGUUCAGGACUCCUGUACUGCAGGUGGUGGUAAAUCACUAAUAUAAGCUGUAUGCAUUUUUCAAACAAAAAAGAAGAAGAAAUUUGACCACUUCAAUGGCGAUGCCCAUGCUCUCAGAUGCUAUAAUGGGAUAGAUACCAAGAUGAGUCGUCUAACUAAGUCUAUGGCAGUAGCAUACCUUGACUUUCGCCUCGUCCAAUCAGUGUAGCCCUGCCCUGUUUGCCUGUCUAUGUGAUGUCUAGGUUUACUAAAAACAAGAUUUACGACCUCCUACAACUGUACAAAUCAUUUAUUCCCAGUGUUAAAAGGAUGGUAUAAUAUUUUAGAUUGUAUGCAGUAACUUUUGACAUCCCGUAGUUUGUCUUAAGAAUAUGUUCAAGUGCACAGGCUUUUCCUUCCUUAAAUGGAUGUUUUAAUAAGUCAGUAAUUAUGCUCCAAUGUGGGUAAGUUAGAGUUUUAUGUGCUUAGUUAUGUAUAUAGAAAAGGUAUAAGCCCAAAGGUUUGGGGCAGUGUUUAAGUAUGCCCUUAGAUGGUCUUGGCUAUGUGAAAAGUCUUAAAUUGCUGCUAAAUAACAUACAUACAUGUACAGUACCAGUCAAAAGUUUGGACAUACCUACUCAUUCCAGGGUUUUUCCUUAUUUUUACUAUUGUCUUUAUGGUAGAAUAAUAGUGAAGUAAUAUAAUAGUGAUAAUAAUAAUAGUGGAUAGUGUAGUCAGAAAAACCAUCAAGCGCUAUGAUGAAACUGGCUUUCAUGAGGACCGCAGAGGAAAGGAAGACUGAGAGUUACCUCUGCUGAAGAGGAUAAGUUCAUUAGAGUUAACUGCACCUCAGAUUAGAGCCUAAAUAAGUGCUUCAACAGACACAUCAACAUCAACUGUUCAGAGGAGACUGCGUGUAUCAGGCCUUCAGGCCUGGUCGAAUUGCUGCAAAGAAACCACUACUUAAGGACACCGACAAUAAGAACAGACUUACUUGGGCCAAGAAACAUGAGCAAUGGACUUUAGACCAGUGAAAAUCUGUCCUUUGGUCUGAUGAGUUAAAAUUUGAGAUUUUGUGUUCCAACCGGUGUGUUUUUGUGAGACACAGAGUAGGUGAACAGAUGAUCUCUGCAUGUGUGGUUCCCACCGUGAAGCAUGGAGGAGGUGGUGUGACGGUGUGUGGGUGCUUUGCUGGUUUAGAAUUUUAGAAUUCAAAGCACACUUAACCAGCAUAGAUACCACCGCAUUCUGCAGCGAUACGCCAUCCCAUCUGGUUUGCGCUUAGUGGGACUAUCAUUUGUUUUUCAACAGGACAAUGACCCAACACACCUCCAGGUGGUGUAAGGGCUAUUUGACCAAGGAGCGUGAUGGAGUGCUGCAUCAGAUUACCUGGCCUCCAUAAUCACCCAACCAAAACCCAAUUGAGAUGGUUAGGGAUCAGUUGGACCACAGAGUGAAGGAAAAGCAGCCAGCAAAUGCUCAGCAUAUGUGGGAACUCCUUCAAGACUAGAUGUCCUGUUGAAAAUAAAUGAUAGUGGGACUAAGCCCAAACCAGAUGGGAUGGCGUAUCGCUGCAGAAUGCUGUGGUAGCCAUGCUGGUUAAGUGUGCCUUGAAAUCUAAAUAAAUCACAGACAGUGUUACCAGCAAAGCACACCCACACCAUCACACCUCCUCCACCAUGCUUUACUAUGGGAACCAUAUAUGCAGAGAUCAUCCGUUCACUCACACCACGUCUCACAAAGACAUGGCGGUUGGAACAAAAUAUCUCCAGACCAAAGGAAAAAUGUCCAUCAGUCUAAUGUCCAUUGCUCAUGUUUCUUAGCCCAAGCAAGUCUCUUCUUAUUAUUGGUGUCCUUUAGUAGUGGUUUCUUUGCAGCAAUUUGAUCAUGAAGGCCUGAUUCAUAGUCCCCUCUGAACAUGCUGAGAUUUUUCUGUUACUUGAACUGUGUGAAGCAUUUAUUUGGACUGCAACUUCUGAGGCUGAUAACUUUAAUGAAACUAUCCUCUGCAGCAGAGGUAACUCUGGGUCUUACAUUCCUGUGGCGGUCCUCAUGAGAGCCAGUUUCAUCAUAGCACUUGAUGGUUUUUGCGACUGCACUUGAAGAAAUUUUCUAAGUUCUUGACAUUUUCCGUAUUGACUUAUCGUAAUGUCUUAUCGUAAUGAAGGACUGUCAUUUCUCUUUGCUUAUUUGAGCUGUUCUUGCCAUAAUAUGGACUUGGUCUUUUACCAAAUAGGGAUAUCUUCUAUAUUACCCCCAUACGUUGUCACAACACAACUGAUUGGCUCAAACUCAUUAAGAAGGAAAGAAAUUCCACAAAUUAACUUUGAAGAAUGCACACCUCUUAAUUCAAAUGCAUUCCAGGUGACUACCUCAUGAAGCUGGUUUAGAGAAAGCGUGUGCAAAGCUGUCAUCAAGGCAAAUGGUGGCUAUUUGAAUGAUCUCAAAUAUAAAAUAUCUAUUUUGAUUUGUUUAACACUUUUUUUGGUUACUACAUUAUUCCAUAUGUGUUAUUUCACAGUUUUGAUGUCUUCACUAUUAUUCUACAAUGCAGAAAAUAGUACAAAUAAAGAAAAACCCGACUGAGGUAUUCUAAAACUUUUGAUCAGUAGUGUGUGUAUACACACACACACACACACACACACACAGUGUAUUUGGAAAGUAUUCAGACCCAUUGACUUGUUCCACAUUUUGUUAAGUUACAGCCUUAUUCUAAAAUCGAUUAAAUAGUUGUUUUUCCUCAUAAAUCUACACACAAUACCCCAUAACGACAAAGCGAAAACAGGUUUUUAGACAUUUUUGCAAAUGUAUUAAAAACAGAAAUACCUUUAUUUACUUAAGUAUUCAGACCAUUUGCUAUGAGACUUGAAAUUGAGCUCCUGGUGCAUCCUGUUUCCAUUGAUCAUCCUUGAGAUGUUUCUACAAUGUGAUUGGAGUCCACCUGUGGUAAAUUCAAUUGAUUGGACAUGAUUUGGAAAACCACACACCUGUCUAUGUAAGAUCUCACAGUUGACAGCGCAUGUCAGAGCAAAAACCAAGCCAUGAGGUCGAAGGAAUUGUCCGUAGAGCACCGAGACAGGAUUGUGUCAAGGCACAGAUCUGGAGAAGGGUACCAAAACAUUUCUGCAGCAUUGAAGGUCCCCAAGAACACAGUGGCCUCCAUCAUUCUUAAAUGGAAGAAGUUUGGAACCACCAAAACACUUCCUAGUGCUGUCUGCCCGGCCAAACUGCACAAUCGGUGGAGAAGGGCCUUAGUCAGGAAGGUGACCAAGAUCCUGAUGGUCACACUGACAGAGCUCCAGAGUUCCUCUGUGGAGAUGGGAGACCCUUCCAGAAGAACAACCAUCUCUGCAGCACUCCAUCAAUCAGGCCUUUAUGGUAGAGUGGCCAGAUGGAAGCCACUCCUCAGUAAAAGGCACAUGAGAGUCCGCUUGGAGUUUGCUAAAAGGCACCUAAAGGACUCUCAGACCAUGAGAAACAAGAUUCUCUGGAUUGAACUCUUUGGCCUGAAUGCCAAGCGUCACAUCUGGAGGAAAUUGGCACCAUCCCUACGGUGAAGCAUGGUGGUGGCAGCAUCAUGAUGUUUUUCAGCGGCAGGGACUGGGAGACUAGUCAGGAUUGAGGGAAAGAGAGCUGCUCCAGAGAGCUCAGGACCUCAGACUGGGGCGAAGGUUCACCUUCCAACUGGACAACGACCCUAAGCACAUAGCCAAGACAACGCAGGAGUGGCUUCUCUGAAUGUCCUUGAGUGGCCCAGCCAGAAACCGGACUUGAACCCAAUGAAACAUCACUGGAGAGACCUGAAGAACCCGAUCGAACAUCUCUGGAGAGACCUGAAGAACCCAAUCGAACAUCUCUGGAGAGACCUGAAAUAUCUGUGCAGCGAAGCUCCCCAUCCAACCUGACAGAGCUUGAGAGGAUCUGCAGAGAAGAAUGGGAGAAACUCCCUAAAUACACGUGUUCUAAGCUUGUAGCGUCAUACACAAGAAGUCUCGGCACCUAAAGGACUUUCAAAGGUGCUUCAACAAAGUAUUGAGUAAAGGGUCUGAAUACUUUUGUAAAUGUGAUAUUUCAGUUUACAUUUUUUAAGUAAACGUCUAAAAACCUGUUUUUGCUUUGUCAUUAUGGGGUAGAUUGAUGGGGGGGGGGACAAUUAAAUCCAUUUUUGAAUAAGGCUGUAACGUAUCAAAAACUUAGUCAAUGGGUCUGAAUACUGUACGAAUGCAAUGUAUGUAUGUAUGUAUGUAUGUAUGUAUGUAUGUAUGUAUGUACACACACAUGCAGUGGGGUCUGAAAUAAAUCACACCCUUGAAAAAAAUUUGCAAAAAUGACCAUAUAAAUAAUUCAAAUACGGAGCUAUAUUGUUUGGGAAAUUAUAUUAUUUUAUACUAAUACAACUGCUCAGAGAAAGAUAUUUUGUUUAACAAGUAAUACUUUCAUAUUUGCACAAAAGCGUCUGCUAAAUGGCAUAUACUAUCAUAUUAUGACUUUUUUCAAAAGGUAGGGGUCAAAAUUAUUGUCACCCUUUUUUUCAAUACCUUUCAAUACCUCACGAGGAUAACAGUACUGAGACAUUUACAAAAUACAAAUGUUUUAUGGAUUGGAGGACCUUGGGAGGGAUUUUAGACCAUUCCUCCGUACAGAAUCCUUCCAGAUCCUUGAUAUCCUUCUUCUACACUUCUGGGCCGCUCUCUUCAAUUCAAACCACAGGUUUAUUAUAUACAGUAUAUAUACAGCUCUUUGACAUGUCUUUACAUUGUCCUCUAAUGACGAUUAGAUUAAAAAGUUGAUUGGAUGCUCAGUCUCCACUGCUAGAAAUGGCCAUGUAAUUAUGUUCAGUAUUUGUAAUGAAUAGUCAUGGGAUUUAAUAGAACCCUGGAUAGCUUUUUUCAACAAUAUUGUAGCCUAAUAUCAUUCCCUUGGUAUCUAAAAUUCAUCUCCAUUCCUGAUCGGAUGUUGCUUGCCUAACUCGCGAAAAAAAUCGAAACCACGUUCUUACCAAUGUGUUUACAUUCUAGUUUAUCGGAUAACAUUGUUGUAAGUACUACCACGGGACCUUUACCGUGAACUGGAUAAGGAUCACCGCUCUCACAUCUAACAUUAGUGUCUGAUCUUUGUAGAAACAUUUAGUAAAAUACUGUAUAUUAUUUUUAAGAACAAAAAAAAAAACCUGGUUUGAUGAUCUAUGACCCCUCUCCUUUUUGUGAUCCGAUUUUGAACAUGUUCUGUAACAUUUUUAUGGUGACUAAAUAAAUACACUUGCAACUAGCCUGGGUCUCAGUGGAAGCCUUGUACUGUACCUAUUCAAACUGCUCUGUGUAUUGAAACAUACUGCUUUAACUGCUUUGAUAAAUAAAUACAUUCCUUCUAGUA
Oncorhynchus nerka (sockeye salmon) is the source of this 9356-nucleotide messenger RNA. RefSeq names its product serine/threonine-protein kinase 32C-like. Bases 423 to 1748 code for a protein of 441 amino acids. Gene Ontology annotation, molecular function: protein kinase activity; ATP binding. The transcript has 12 exons. NCBI's taxonomy places the organism in Eukaryota, Metazoa, Chordata, Actinopteri, Salmoniformes, Salmonidae. The record is from RefSeq and is a predicted model, not a curated record. Gene Ontology annotation, biological process: protein phosphorylation.